Molecule: messenger RNA, 630 nt
Organism: Gilbertella persicaria
Lineage: Eukaryota; Fungi; Mucoromycota; Mucoromycetes; Mucorales; Choanephoraceae
Exons: 2
Molecular function (GO): metal ion binding
Source: RefSeq, a predicted model, not a curated record
AGGAAACUGAAAAACCUAAGGAAAUCGAAGAACUCGAAAAGGUUGAGGAAAUUAAGGAAGAGAUUGAUUGGUCUGCUAUGAAGGAAGAAGCAUCUCUUGUUAUUGAGAAGCAACCUAUGGAGCUAUCUGUUGAAAGUGUGGAUACUCAAGAAGAUAUGUCAAGUCUCAAAGAAGAUUUUGUUGUCGUCGAAUCUGUCGACAAAAGCACCCCUGCUAGCAAGUCACCUACUGUCUUGAACAGUUCAUUACAUGCUACUGCUCCUGAAUUUGUUCCAAAGGCCGCUCAACAAUCUCAACAGCAAAAGAAGUCUACCAAGAAAUAUUUGACUCGUGAGCAAUUGAUUGAACAACAAAGACAACAUCAUAUUCCUAAAUCUAAGGCUAGAUGCAGUCAUUGGCCCCAUUGUACAAAUAACAACUGUAAAUUUUUCCACCCUUAUAGAGCUUGUCGUGCCGGAGAUGAUUGCAUGUUUGGUGAUAGAUGUAUGUUUGUUCAUCCCAAUGAUUGUGUGGUGCCUGUUCGUGAAAACAAUCACCAAAAGACCAAGUCAUCUAACAACAAUACCGCUACUAAAAAUAAUACCGCUGCUUCUUCUGUUACUGUAGAAUAAAUAAAAAAUAGAAAGACUU